AUGUCCGAGAGCGUUCGGAGCGCGACUCCGACUUCCUCGGCCGAAUACGAAGAGCACGAACCGUUCCAGACUUUCCGGGACAAAGUUCGACAACUAUGCGGGCUUCUCUGGCCAUCUUACAACUUGGACGACAUUCGCAUUGAGCGAAUGAAGGGCGGUUUUAGCAAUCGAGUCAUUGCCAUCCACGUCCCAGAAAAGCCAGCAGCCACUUUAGAGGAGCCUGCAGUCGCUCCAGAGCCUCCUCCACCCUCCGACAUCAAGGAUGCAGAAAAGGGGGGCAGUGCCCCUUCCGAGGAAAAUUCUCUACUGUUCAAAGGCUCUCUAGGACCAGGAGACUACGUGCUUCGAGUCCCACGUUUCCACUCAGCACAUCUGGACUAUGACAAGUGUAUCCUUGAUCUUGCGAGCACCUACACGGCUGUCGGCAUUCCCCAUGUAGUGGCCAUAGAAGAAGACUCCUCGGCUGCAAAUCCUAUCGGCCAGCCGUAUAUCCUGCAACAGAGACUCCCUGGACAACGUCUAGAUGAUAUUUGGAACAAAUUGAACCACCAACAGCGACUUCAAGUCACCAAGGAUGUGGCUAAUUUCUUUCUCGACGUUCAGAAGGCCACCAAUUCUUCAGGCGGUUUGCCAGAUUUCAAAGAGAGCAACAGUUGCCCCCAUGCCAUCCCCACCAAGGACUUCAAGUUUGUGGAGGAUCAUGAAGAUUCAAAGAGACCAAUUAAGCCCCAGCAUCCUGUCAACAUGCUCUGCGAGCGCCUCCUACGCUGGCACGAGAAGUAUUCGGGACCAGGAUUUGGAGAAGGGCCUUGGCUAGGCCUUAUUGAAAUGGUCAAGUCAAUGCAGACACUACACAAAACAUUUGGACCAGAUACACCAACAUAUCAUUUCCACCAUGGAGACCUUUUCCCCCGCAACAUUAUGGUUGAUACGCCCGAUGACCAGACUGCCACCGUAACAGGAAUUUUGGACUGGGAUGAAGCCCACUAUGCACCAGCCAUUGUGGCAUUCGCACCUCCAGCCUGGCUAUGGCUCGAGGCAUACUGGUCAGAUGACAUAGAGGACUACAUCAACGAGGAAGCAAUCUGGGAGUUUGCCGAGGAGAAGCCCGAGAACGAUGAGGCCAAGGAACUCCAAGCCGUUUUUGAAGAGACUGUUGGACUCGAGUUCCUACGGUACGCUUAUUCUCCUGAAUCAUGCGAGGCGAGAAAGAUUUGGCAUUCAGCAAAGGAAAGCAUCGGGAGGAGCUGGGUAAUUGACGAGCUCUCCCAGAUGCUUGCAGCAUGGCGGUUAGGCGAGGAGGGAGAUAUGGAAAACGGCCAGGAUGAACACACGACACCCAUCAACACACCACCCACGGACGAUGAAGAGUUUAGCCCUUAG
This is a messenger RNA of Fusarium vanettenii 77-13-4, 1383 nucleotides long. RefSeq lists its product as uncharacterized. Bases 1 to 1383 code for a protein of 460 amino acids. The record is from RefSeq and is a predicted model, not a curated record. NCBI's taxonomy places the organism in Eukaryota, Fungi, Ascomycota, Sordariomycetes, Hypocreales, Nectriaceae. The transcript has a single exon.